This is a messenger RNA of Fonsecaea erecta, 2205 nucleotides long. RefSeq lists its product as hypothetical. Bases 1 to 2205 code for a protein of 734 amino acids. The transcript has 2 exons. Gene Ontology annotation, biological process: meiotic chromosome segregation. Lineage: Eukaryota; Fungi; Ascomycota; Eurotiomycetes; Chaetothyriales; Herpotrichiellaceae. The record is from RefSeq and is a predicted model, not a curated record. Gene Ontology annotation, cellular component: nucleus; chromosome, centromeric region.
AUGGCAAAGCUCAACGAUCCACCCCUUCCACCCACGGAAAGUCUUGAGUCCUUGAAACGUCGCUUUAUCCGCCAAAACCGCGACAUCGCCCGCAUCAACUCGACGCAGUCGCAGCGCAUCCGCAACCUCGAGACCGAGAUCUCCCGCCUCGUGGCCGAGAACAUAUCCCUGAGAGAACAAGCCAUCGCGGCACAGGCGGAGGCAGAACGAUGGCGCGCCGCGAGUUCGGUCAGUGCGGACAUUCUCGACUUGCGGGACCGGCUGAACAGGAAGGUCGAGGAGGUCGCCGAGAUGCUGGUCGAGAUGGGCAAUCUACCAGAAAAGGCGGCCAGAAAGGGACGGCGGAGAAGCCGGCUUGCCAGAGAGACGAUGAGCAGUGCGACAGAACAAGAAUGGAGGAACAGGCAGUCGACCAGAGAAGCAUUGGCUCAAGAGAGGGGAGGAGAUUUCUAUGACGGACGGCUGCCUGCGAUCCACGAGGAUAAGCUGUAUCCGCGACGGACACUGGAGAAUACCGAAUUGGUGGCCUUGCGGGAAGAAGCUGCCCUGCAACAAGCGUCCGAGUCGCCGGAACUGGGACCUCCGCCUGUUGUUCAUUUUGACGUCGUUUCCGACCCCCCCGGGCUCGACUCGGCACGAACAUCCGAGGAUGAGAAUGUCGUUGGAGAAGUCAUGCAGCUACCAUCACUCCUGGAGAGGAGGCGAAAGCGUCGAACGAGCACCUUGAUCCACGACCUACCGACGGAAGAAACGUCGGGACCAGAUGUAAUGCCGAGUCAGCAGCUAUUGAAGUCAGGUGCCAAGAGGAAACUGGAUGUCUCCGAGCUCGACGAGCCGGUUCUUCAACAGCCGUCCAGUGAGAACGAUGACUUUGUCUUUCAACGCCGGCAAGAGAUCUGGAGCAACGCAACCGUCAACAGCAAAAAGGCCUCGAGGUUCACGAGGCCGCCAGGGCGGGAAAAUGAGGAUGCGACGGAUAUGGUGAAGCAGCAGAGCCCCCAGAAGCAUACAAACGCCAACAGGAAGAUCCUCGCACCCAAGAGUACAAACUCCCCGGCGAAGAGAAGGGUACAAGUGCCCGAAAAGCUCAAAGACGACCGAGAUCUGCAGGAAACCCGUCCAGCCAUCAAACCGACACGACAGAAAGACCCUCAGGCACGUGCGGCGAUGGCAAACGUCCCUGGGGUGUUGAAUGAUCACGAUGUGGUGAAGGACAUUCCGCCAAAGACCCCGGCGGCAGAAGCGGGCGACAUUCUCUCACCUGUAUCCACCGAGCCAUCCUCUCGAACAUCCCACCAGCUGAAAGAAGCCGCAGUGCUGAACUCGGUGGAGGAUGUGCUGAACGGGAGCAUCGGGCGGGGAUCUCGCCGCCCCAGACCACAGAUCAGCUAUGCCGAGCCUAACCUGAGAGAUAAGAUGAGACGGCCUGGCAAGGGAUUAGUCGGGGCGGUAGAGGGCAUCGAGAAGCAAAGAGACAAUGCAUCGAGCGUCAGAGGUCCCAGUCUGGACCGGGCGACAUCCGAGGACGUGGGCAUCAAGCACGAGAACGAAACCGAUGGCGACAGUGAUAGGUGGAGAGACCUAGCAAUGCCCUCCUCGACUACUCGCAAAAAGGAGGAUCCAAUCAGCCCCUUGAAGGGCAAGGAAAGGAAAGACAAAGAAGACGAUGAGACCAGGAAGCCGGGCAAACAACUCAAGUUCAAGACUGCGGACGAGCUCGAGCAGGCUGUGGACCGAUUGAGUAUCUUCGAUCCACCACUCUCUUCUCCGGUCGAUGAUUCCACAGCCACACGGACACAGACAGAAGGGCACAAAUCGUCGAGGAGCUCAGCAGGCACAAGACGAAAACCGUUGUCCAGCGCUGCAACUACAACUAGGAGGCACUCUAUGCAGCCUUCUUCGGCCUCCUCAGGUCAAGCCGCCGGCCUCCCUUCUGCUUCUCGCCAUCUCGCUUCCGAUCCAUCCACGUCCGACGAUCCACAGGCGCCGCUGCCUCGACCGGGCUCUGCGGCAAGUCUGCGUGGAGAUGCCACGUCCAGCAGCAGCAGCAGCAGAACUUCGGCCAUCAAGGAUCUCAAGCGCUCGCACAGCGUGAGUUCCAGCCUGAAAGAAAAGGAGCCGGAAACCGCUGGGGCCGAUACGGGGCUCCACGUGAAUUCGAGGGUGGAAAGAGCACUGAACCGACGGCGGAGUAUGAUGGUAUAG